CGCUUAGUUCUUAUGUUACGUUUUUAAAAUCGCGGAAGUCCUGGAACUGUGUUUUGUUUUGAGCUGUUCGAAGCUCAAAUACAGUAUUUUAAAGAAUUUCUUUAAUGUUGUCAGCGAUUUAUAAAGACUGAACAAGCAGUGACAAGAACCUGAAUAAUGGAGGACGACGCUCCUGUCAUUUAUGGUCUCGAAUUUCAGGCACGUGCACUCACAGCCCAGGCAGCUGAGACUGAUGCUAUUCGUUUCCUCGUUGGAACACAGUCACUUAAAUUUGACAAUCAGAUCCACAUCAUUGACUUUGAUGAUGAGAAUAACAUCAUUAAUAAGAAUGUCCUUCUGCACCAAGCUGGGGAGAUAUGGCACAUUGGCGCCAGUCCUGCAGAUAAGGCUGUGCUCACCACCUGCUAUAACAAGACCAGUGACAGCAGGGUGGUGUCCUGUGCAGCAGUAUGGAGAAUGCCUUCCGACUGGGACAUGGGAAGCCAUGAGUCACCUGACGACUCCGCCCACAACCCCCAAACCCUGGAGCUGCUCUGUCAUCUAGAUGACAGCACCCACGGAAACGUUGCGUGUGUGCUGUGGGAGCCCAUGGGAGAUGGCAAGCGUGUGAUUUCAUUGGCUGAUAACCAUGCGCUGCUCUGGGACCUGCAGGAGAGCGCCACACAGGCCAGGCUAUCCAGCACCGCCACCCUGGAGGGGAAAGGUCAGCUCAAGUUCACCUCUGGCAAGUGGAGCCCCCACCACAACUGCAGCCAGCUCGCCACGGCGAAUGACACGGCCAUACGAGGCUGGGACCUUCGCACCAUGAGUCAGAUCUAUUGUAUCGAGAACACCCAUGGCCAGCUGGUGCGUGACCUGGACUUCAAUCCCAACCGCCAGUACUACCUGGCCAGCUGUGGAGACGACUGCAAGGUCAAGUUCUGGGACGUACGCAAUGUCCAGGAGCCCGUAAAAACCUUGGAGGAGCACUCGCACUGGGUGUGGAGCGUUCGCUACAACCACAGUCACGACCAACUAGUGCUGACUGCUAGUAGUGACAGCCGCCUAAUCCUCUCCAACAUGGUGUCCAUCUCUUCGGAGCCAUUCGGACACUUGGUGGAUGAUGAUGAGCUCAGCGACGGGGAGGAAAACCACCAGGAAGACAAGAGUAAGGAGCCCCUGAAAGACAGUGUGGUGUCCACCUACGAGGAGCACGAGGACAGCGUGUACGCAGCAGAGUGGUCGUCAGCUGACCCCUGGCUCUUUGCCUCGCUCAGCUACGACGGACGUCUGGUCAUCAACAGGGUCCCCCGAGCCCUCAAAUACCGCAUCCUGUUGUGAGAGGGAGGGGGGACCGGUGACCACGGUGUGUGCGUUUGUGUGUGAGAUGUAAUAAUCCUGUUUACACUAAUCAUUGUAAAAAAAUACUGGAUGGUCGCCUUUGAAAUAAAAGAAUGAAUCUACAUGGAUGUUGGUCCUCGUCUC
Molecule: messenger RNA, 1464 nt
Organism: Melanotaenia boesemani (Boeseman's rainbowfish)
Lineage: Eukaryota; Metazoa; Chordata; Actinopteri; Atheriniformes; Melanotaeniidae
Gene: eipr1
Product: EARP complex and GARP complex interacting protein 1
Exons: 9
Coding region: 157-1320 (387 amino acids)
Biological process (GO): protein ubiquitination
Molecular function (GO): protein binding
Source: RefSeq, a predicted model, not a curated record